Ilyonectria robusta is the source of this 7095-nucleotide messenger RNA. RefSeq lists its product as uncharacterized. The coding region runs from base 409 to 6909 and encodes 2166 amino acids. Gene Ontology annotation, molecular function: ubiquitin protein ligase activity; zinc ion binding. The record is from RefSeq and is a predicted model, not a curated record. Gene Ontology annotation, biological process: protein ubiquitination; ubiquitin-dependent protein catabolic process via the N-end rule pathway. Lineage: Eukaryota; Fungi; Ascomycota; Sordariomycetes; Hypocreales; Nectriaceae. The transcript has 3 exons. Gene Ontology annotation, cellular component: cytoplasm; ubiquitin ligase complex.
UCAUCAAGUGUACCGCUCAUAAUUGUAACUCUUCCUUUGCUGUUGUUCACGUGGUUUCGAUCCCUCCGCUUACCGGUUGCCAUUUGCUCAGGGAGUACCGAGUAGGCAGCCUAAUAUCUGACGUCGACCGUGCAGUCACCGAGGGGCAGUGGCCAAAACACACUUCAGCCUCAGGAUACAGCGGGCCCGAGUGCAGAGCACCGCCCAAGAUUCCACGACCUGAACACUGCAAUAACACUGCUGCGAGUCCAUCCACUGGUUUUGAUCUACGGUUAUCCCACUGUCCUUUUCCACCGACACUCGCCAGCCUUUGCGAAUCCCCCCACUACUUGACGACAUCACCGACACCGCAAUCGGACCGGCGCCCUUGAACCCUUCACCGAGGGCUACCAUGAAGUCUUGAAGAACAUGGAACAUUCUAUGUCAACUCAGGAGCAGCAGCUCUGCCAGUUCCUGGCGGAGCUGCCCGCCCGCUUCAACUACCGCUACACCGAGGAAGCCUCCCGAGAGCUGCUGAGGAGUCUGUUCUGGUCACUGGCCGGCGGCAGCAACGACUACAUGCGGCUGCUCUUCCCAGAUGGCAAGCCAGGCGAUACCCUGAAGCUUAGUGAUGCACAGGGUGCCGUUGAGGGAGCCGAAUAUACCGAGACAGCGAGGGGCAAACGAUGCGGUCACAUCUUCAAACCUGGCGAAGCGUCCUACAUGUGCCGCACCUGCGGCACCGAUGAGACCUGCUGCCUUUGCAGCCGGUGCUUCGACUCGACCGACCACACCGGACAUAUGGUUCGUAUUCAAAUCUCAGUUGGCAACAGUGGCUGCUGCGACUGUGGCGACGAUGAAGCUUGGAGGACGCCAUUGUUCUGCACAAUCCACUCCGACAUGCAUGCGGAUGGUCACAAGGGGAAGGAGAAGGAGGCAGCUGGGCUGCCGGAGGAUGUUGUCGCAAACUUACAGAUGACCAUCGGUCGGGUCUUCGACUACGUCUGCGACGUCAUCUCGUGCUCCCCCGAGCAACUGCGCCAGGCUAAGACGAAGGAGUCCAUCAUCGAGGACGAGCAAACGUCGCGGUUAUCGUCCCAGUAUUAUGGCCCAGACGCCGAGCCCUGCAAAGACUACGCACUGAUUCUAUGGAACGAUGAGAAACAUACCGUCCAGGAAGUUCAGGAUCAGGUUGCUCGUGCCUGUCGCAAGAGUCGUCGUGCCGCUGCCGAAAACGCUUGGGAAACCGACGCCAUCGGACGCAGCAUUCUGACGUAUUUGCCAGAUGUGGAUAGGCUCCUCCAUAUGGCCACAAUCAUGGAGGCCAUUCGAGUUACGGUGACAAUCAGAUCGGCGAGAGAUACGUUCCGUGAGCAGAUGUGUGGGACUUUGGUGGAAUGGCUAAGUGAUAUCUCGGGCUGCGCAGUCGGCCACGACAACCACAUUCUUCGCCGCACCGUUUGCGAAGAGGUAAUGAAGUCAUGGCGUCAGGGCAGCUCGGCCACCCAUACAUUGGGGCUGAUCGAUGACGAAGAGGAAGACGAUCAGAUGGUGGAGUCCCGUCAUCGCUUCGACGGCAUGAACGCCCGCUUUAUCAUGGCACUGCAAGCUGCCGCUGGAAAUGCAACAGGUCUGGACUUUGAGGCAGCUGACUCCUCCGAGGAUGAGGAGGAUGAUGGUGAUGCAGAUAUGGAUGACCAGGGCAAUCAUUCCCCUUCUAGCUCCGUUGCGGGGGGGGAUGAGGACGAAGAUGAUGAUGACGAUGUUAUGAUGGUUGAUGCUCGCGGAGAUGUUGGUGAUCUAGGCAUGAACUGGAGCCAGUCUGACCAGGCUUUGGAAGAAGACGAGGCCACAAUGGCCGGAUAUCCACCACCCCCUCCUCCACCUCCCGCUGGUGCUGUCGCCGCUACCCCAGCGGUCCUUGUCGCCACAGCUCCCGGAACUACGACUCAGGACAGAGAAGCAACACCCUCAGACUCGGAGGAACCUAUUGUGGAUUUGAUUGCUCCAUCGAUCUUCGCCAAAGCCAAUGCCGAAAUCCCCAAGACCCCAGGAAAGACCGAGAAGAUGACACCACGACCUGGACGGUACUGGAUAGAGACCCCUGCCGUCUAUACACAGCGCGAGAACGUACCUCCCGCAGAGGAUGUCUUCCGACGUGUUCGUCUCGACUGGCUUCUCCUGUUCGACUUGAGAAUGUGGAAGAAGGUCAGAAAUGACCUCCGAGCACUAUAUAUAUCAACCGUGGUGCAGAUUCCGGAAUUCAAGCGAGUUCUUGCCCUCAGAUUUGCCAGCCUUUACACGAUCCUGGCUCAGCUGUACUUGGUUGGAGACCGAGAGCCGGAUCAUUCCAUCAUCAACCUCUCCCUCCAGAUGUUGACGACCCCCUCCAUUACGGCAGAGGUUGUCGAGCGAGGAAACUUCAUGACUAGCUUGCUGGCCAUACUAUACACAUUCUUGACAACCCGUCAGGUCGGCCAUCCCUGGGAUGUCUCCCCCGAUGCGGUCCUGGCGUUUGAGAGUGGAUCUGUUACGAACCGACGAAUGUACCAUUUCUAUCAAGAUCUGAAGUACCUCUUUGGAGCACCUCAUGUCCAAGAGCGGGUCAGGUGUGAGCCAAGAUACCUUAUGCAGUUCUUGGAUUUGGUCAAGCUUCACCAGUGUAUCGGCCCCAAUGUGCGCGCUGUCGUCGAGCACGUCGAGUAUGAGGCUGAUUCAUGGAUAACUGCAUCAUUGGUUACGCGCCAGAUCAACCUGCAAGCUCGAAACCUCGCCGAAGCGUUCCGAAACUGUCCUCCAGAUGAGAUUCACUACUUACAACGAGCCAUCCGAUUCACUGCGAAGACAGUCAUCUUGAACUCAAUCGGGGCUGAACGCCACAGAUUCAAACAAUCCGAGGUCAAGGAUGAAGUUCAGUUCAAGACUUUGACCGACUUUGAAUUCGACAUGGACGCAACAUCAUAUGAUGUGGUCAAGUUUGUGGUUGAAAAGGAUGCAAUCAGCUUCCACCAUGCACUGCACUACACACUGUCAUGGCUCAUUGAAUGCGGACGGUCUCUCCCCGCCUCCACCCUGAAAUCGCUCUUGAGCUUCACGCCCCAGGAACUCAAGUCGAGGCCCAAGCUCAUGGGUCGUCCACAGGUGCCCAGAAAGGACUAUAGCGCUGAUGACUAUCUCAUUGCGGCAUUCGACUUUCCUCUCCGUGUUUGUGCCUGGCUUGCCCAGAUUAAAGCAAACAUGUGGGUUCGCAAUGGAAUCAGCCUACGACACCAAGCCAGCACUUACCGUGGAGUUGGCCAAAGAGAUGUCUCUCAUCACCGAGACAUUUUCCUUCUCCAAACAGCUCUGGUCAUCUGUGACCCGAGUCGGGUGCUCGUUUCUAUCAUCGACCGUUUCGGGAUGGAGAGCUGGGUCAAGGGACUCUUUGAGCUGAAAUCCGAGGCUCAGGAUGAUAACCAACACCUGGACGUGGUGGAGGACAUGAUCCAUCUUCUCAUCGUCCUCCUCAGCGACCGAACAUCAUUAAUCCCCUCAGACGAUGAGACCAACUCACGGCUCCUCGCCAUGCGCCGUGACAUUACCCAUGUCUUGUGCUUUAAGCCACUAUCGUUCAAUGAGAUUUGCAACAAACUCCCCGAGAAAUACCAAGAGCAGGAGGAUUUCCACCGCGUUCUAGACGAGAUGGCGACAUUCAAGCCUCCUGAGGGCGUUUCUGACGUCGGGACUUUCGAGCUCCGCCCUGAGUUCAUCGAGGAAAUCGAUCCUUACAUUGCGCAUUAUAACAAAAACCAACGCGAGGAGUCCGAGAUGGCAUACCGAAAGAAAAUGGCAAAGAAGACGGGCAAGACAGUCGAAGAGAUUGUCUACGAGCCCAAGGCUCGUCCCGUGCUCUCGGGCUUAUUCGAGAAUCUGAGCGCCUUCAUGAGCACAGGCAUGUUUUCCCAGGUCAUUUACUACUCGCUUCUGUAUCCCCUUGUGGCGCAGAAGUUCACUCCUUCAGUGCCGUUCACACGACUAGAGACCUUCCUGCAAGUCGUGCUUCAUCUCAUGUUGAUCGCCAUUCUCGAAGACAAGAGUGAUGAGAACGAGAUGACUGAGGAGUCACUCAAAUCGUUUGUCUACAUUGCUCUUACACGAUGGGGCCGCAGCAACUUCAUGCCCGAGGCGCCAAACUCCAGAACCAUUGUGGCUCUCCUGCACAUGAUGUCUACCAAGGACGAGUUCAAAUCAGUUCAUCCCAAAAUUGCGCUCGUACUCAAGCGACUCAAGCAGAAGCGGCCCCAUGCGUUCGAGUCAGCGUAUGUGAGCCUCGGUGUCUCAGUUGAUCGUAUCAACACGUCAUCACCGGCCAAUACGUCCGUCGAAGAAGAGCGCGAAAGACGGAAGAAGGCUGCUCUCAGCCGCCAAGCGAAGGUCAUGGCCCAGUUCCAGCAGCAGCAGAAGAGCUUCAUGGAAAAUCAAGGGACAAUCGACUGGGGCUCUGAUUUAGAUGAGGACGAAGAGGAAACAGAGCAGUCAGAAGAAAGGAAGCACAACUGGAAGUAUCCCGUCGGCACUUGUAUCCUUUGUCAGGAAGAUCUGGAUGAUCGCCGUCUGUAUGGAACUUUUGCGCUGUUUAACGAGAGCCGUAUCCUUCGACAGACGGACUUCCAGGACCCUGAUUUCGUCCGAGAGGCAUCGCAGACCCCCUGCAGUCUUGAUCGAUCAGCAGAAGACGUUCGACCCUUUGGCAUCGCCCAUGAGAACAGGAAGAUGGUUGAGAAAAUCAACGCCCGUGGAGAAUCCUUCCUUGCGGAACGGCAGACCAUUGGCAAGGGCUUUUCUUCCAACAUAUCUCGAGCAGGCCCCGUGGCCAGCGGGUGCGGACACAUGAUGCACUACCGCUGUUUCGAGGUCUAUUAUGAUGCGACGGUUCGACGACAUACUCACCAAAUUGCAAGGCACCACCCCGAAGACACGAGGAAGAACGAAUUCGUAUGCCCACUCUGUAAAGCGCUUGGGAACGCUUUCGUGCCAAUCAUCUGGAAGGGACUGGAUGAAUCUUACCCAAGUUACUUGCAAUCCCAGGGGACUUUUGAGGACUUCUUAGAAAAGCAGAUGAGUUCCGCUUACUGGAUUGGCGGAAGCAAGGCGCGUGAGGUCGACGAACCGCCGUUCCCCGACUUGUAUACUCCCAGUCUGCCCGGCAGUCUCGUGGAGACGCUCCUGCCGGCGAACCCGACGUCAGAGGCAUCCUGGGGGCGAGAAGAUUCGGAGUCUCACUCGUCGGCUGUCGGCACCCCUGCCAGCUUCGCAUUCUCCGACAUGAAUUCGCCUGAACCGGUUCAGCCUCAACCUCAGUCAACAGCACCGACAACAGAGGGCAGUCAGUUGAAGAUGGAACUUUUAACGGCUUACCGCCGACUACGAGACACGCUCCGGGUAAACGGCUUGCACACCAAGCAUAUCAUUGACGCCAAGGGCGACAGCUCAGAUGACCUCUACUCUAGCGACACACUAGUCAAGUCGGUUGGUUUCAGUAUUUCUUCCGUGGAGAUCCAGCAGCGAGGAACAGAAGUACAACCAGGCAUGACGCUUCUAGAGAAGAUCCCAGAGCAUGUCCUUACCCACCUGCGUAUCCUUUCAGAAACAGUUUCGUCCUACAUCUCCGUCGGAGCGCGACACUCGGGGUCCGAGAACCGCAUCGAUGCCGAAUUCAGAAAGGAUAGCGAACGACAGCACUGCCAGCUAUUCAUGUCACGAUACUUUGGAACCGGUACUCCGUAUGCCCGGCGACCUUUGGACGUGUACCCACCUCUCUUGACCAUGGAUUCCUUCCUUUUCCUAGUCGAAUGCUCGUAUGGCCUAGUGCCAACCCAAAAGGCAGAGAUAACACAUGUGCUUCGGCUCUGCUACCUGGCAGAGCUUGUCAAGCUUGUGUACCACAUGGGCCGAAAUAUCCCGGUUGCCAACUGGAUAGGAAAUCUUACCAACCGGCAGACUCAAGACCCUGCAAUUAACAACUUUGCCGACUUUGCCCUUGCAGUAACUCAGUUUAGCCUGGAAUUCCACGCAGCGCAGUUCCCUGAUGGCGCCGAGUUUGGGGAGAACCGUGGCUUCCAGCAGCCGGGCGUCGAUACUCUCGAAGGGUGGUACACUUUUGCGAAGAAGUAUGCCCUGACGUUCCUGAGGAAGAGCGUCAUCUUCCUCUAUGUCAGGUACGGCGUAGAUUUCAAUAGCCACAUCUCACCUACCCCAGAUGCGGACGAGCUCGACCGCCUGACCGAAACACUUCGCGUGCCGAGUUUCGACGAAAUGUGUGCCGCAGUGACAGAGAACUCAGCCGCCUGCGGAUGGCCCAAGACGACUGGCGCACUGGUGUCGGGGUGGGUGAAGCACCAGGUGAUGUGGCCUGGAGGCGACCAAGAGAUGCCUCACUCAGCAGUUCUCAGCCAUCCCGGCAUAUUCGAGUUGAUCGGGCUACCCAAGAACUACGACACGCUCAUUGAAGAAGCAACGAGACGGAAGUGCCCGACCACAGGCAAGGAGCUCACGGAUCCCGUCAUCUGUCUCUUCUGCGGCGACCUCUUCUGCAGUCAAGGAACAUGCUGCCAGAAGACGAACUCAUCCCCAGAUGGGGUGGAAUACACCAAGAUUGGCGGCGCUCAACAGCACAUGCGCAAGUGUCAGCGCAACAUUGGCGUCUUCCUCAACGUGCGGAAGUGCUCAAUUGUGUACCUCUUCCGCAUGUCCGGAUCCUUCACGCCGGCACCGUACAUUGAUAAGUAUGGCGAGACAGACCCGCAACUGCGACAUGGGCGACAGCUCUUCCUCAACCAGAAGAGAUACGACUCGAUGAUCCGGAGCACGGUGCUGAACCACGGAGUACCGAGUUUGAUCAGCCGGAAGCUGGAGGCGGAGAUUAACAAUGGAGGCUGGGAUACUCUGUAGACGGAUGGAUCGGGGAGAGAGGAUUGUAGAGAGCAAUAUUUUAUGACGGCAACUCUCUGGUUUAUAGGCUGGAUGGUGAUUCCAGGUGUAUUGGUCGAGAGUGUUUGUAUCACAUCAUCGCAUCUCUUAGAAUGAGCCAAGGGACAUACUUAAUCAAACCAUCAGAAUGCGGUUCUUGUAUUGUAC